ACAAGAAACAACGCGCUUCAACCUGCCUCUCAGACAUCAUUUCCGCCGAAAACCCCGCCCUGUCGCCGGAUGCAAGAGAGAAGAGGAACUGUUUGUGACAAUUUGGUUGUUGGGAGUAUUGUGGAGCUGCGCAUCUUUGGCUACUGUUGUGAAGUCACCGUGGCGGUGUAUGUAGGCAUCAAAGUUUUGUCUUAAUGAGAAGCAGCCAGGGAUAAUUUGCUGUUCAAGUGACUGUCAGGCUGCUGGUUAUAACUGCUUUAUCUUACUCUUGGAUACGUUACUUAUGUCGUUGAACUUGAGGGAAUAAGUGACGAGUUCUGUAUAACAUACCAAUGCUCUCUAUACCUGUAUGACACGGGAGGGAUGGGUUUAACUUAAAGGGCCCUCAAGUGUGAAGUGGCAGCAUUGUAGGCCUGCAUGUAACGAGUUUGACAGCCCUCUGCACACUCUGACUGCAGUCAGAAGCUUGAAAAUGAAUAAUGUGCCAUAUACAUUAUUUAGCUCAUUUUUGUGUCAUUGAGCUAUAGGAAGGCUAUAGAUGAAAAAAAAAGAAAGGUGUGGUCCAGCCUGCCUGCUGCUGAUUCAUCUAAGUGGUUGGUGUAUUACAGAGAUGCACAAGGUGUAUUAUCCAUGGUGGGAAGAGUGCCUGACUGGGUUAAAUCUGCUGCUCAGAGCUCUGCAAGAAUGAAACACCUUAAUUUUGUGGUUUGGUAGCCCAUGGACCAGAGCAGUCAAAGACUGAUUCACAGCAAGUUUUAGACGUUUUUGUAAGGCUAAGAAUUACUUAUUCACAAUGGCCUGCCUUACUGUACCAGAGACUGAAGGAUCCACUCCAACAGCACAUCAGAAUGGGGAUCUACCCAGGAACCUCCACGUGCAGAAGAAUGCAGAGCAAGGACUUAAGGUGUUUCUUUAUUAUUCUCCACGAAAGUCGGAGGGAGAGUAUCUGGAGUUUUCACUUGGGGAAUAUGUAGCAGAAGAUAUUUGUAUUGCUGCUGCAAAAACUUGUGGUAUAACACCAUUGUACCAUAACAUGUUCGCUUUAAAAUGUGAGAAUGAACAGAUUUGGUACCCUCCUAACCAAGUCUUCCAUGUAGAUGAGUCAACCAGCAGUACAUUAUUUUACAGAGUAAGGUUUUACUUUCCUCAUUGGUACUCUAAUGGCAGCAGCAGAGCCUUUCGGUGUGGUGUUACUCGAGGUACAGAAACUCCUGUUCUUGAUGAUGCAGUAAUGUCUUAUUUGUUUGCACAGUCCUUUUCCCUUAGUGUCAUUGGUAUCACUGAGAGAGGAAGAUCGAGCCAUACUGUGUAUAAACCACUGCGUUUAACUGUAACAGCUCCCUUGAACUCAAACUUCCUGUCUUAUUCUGCAAAACCUAUGACAGAUUGUAUUAUGUCCGACCCUGCACCUCCGGAUACUUUAUUGGGUGGAGCGGAGCUCACAGCACUCAGAGAGGAAGUCACAACGUUAAAAGCGGACGUAUCGAAACUUUUGGAACUAGUAGGGAAGUUAACUGCAUCUGUACAAACUGAUAUUAACACCAGCUCUCCCCAGCGAGUGAGGAAUGCCUCGAGUACUCCUCCCUACUUAGCUGAACGAAUUGAAUUAAAUAGUAUGGGGGACAUUCCUAAUGGACAACCGCAGGGUUCUGCAAAUAUACAAAAAACAGCCAAAACGGCUUCAGGAAUCGACAUGAGGGAUUUGGGAGAUAACAUCAUUUCAGAAGCCGAAUUCACAUUCGACUUCAGUUUGUUUCACCAAAAAGAGGAAACGGAGAGACUUGGGGCUGUACCAAAAAGACGUGAAACAAAAAAGACUUAUUCUAAUGUAACCAAGAAAAAUGCCAGUAACAAAAAUGCAGGUACUGUGUUUAAAGACUUUGUAGCUAGUUCAAACAAAUGUACUGUAUCAAAAGGAAAUUUAGAUAAAAAUGUGCCUUUUAUAAAUAGAGAAAACAAUGACUUAUAUAUGCAAGAUUUUUUAAAUGAUGAAUGUGUGUUAGAACUUGAUGAGGGAGUAUGUAAUUAUAGAAAUGAACAUAACGCAUUUAAGCAAACAUCAAAUAUUAGGAGUAAAAUUUAUCUUUUGGGGAAAAAAUUAAUACAGUUUAAGAGUGUUAAACUGGACAAUGUAUACCUUGAAAAAUGUAUUAAUUUAAACAUUGUACCUAAAGGACUGCGUUUUUUCAAGCUACCCUUAGGGUUUGAAUAUACUAACACUAUUAAGCAAGAUUUUAACAAACUUUUUGAUUUAUUUGGAAGUAUGUACAUUAAAAUGGUUAUGAAGCACAAUGAUGAGAAAGUGGCUAUAUUGUACAAUGAGAUAGAAGAGCUAAAUGAUGAAAUAACGUAUGACAAAGAAUUUGAGAAUUGGCAAGAUUUAUAUUUUAAACAGUUUGAGACAGCUAGUUACAAGAUGAGGACGAUAUACAAAAGAAAAAUACACAAGUUGGAGAGAGAUACAGAAUUGUACAGCACCAAAGAAACAUCAGAAGAGAUACCAAUAGAUACUAAUAUAGUUAACAACAGUCCAUUAGUGGACAAUGCAUUCAAUAUAGAGAACAAGUGGACAGCUGACAAUUACUUGGUGAAUAAUGCAUCUUUUAGUAACCCUAAGAUCUAUAAUUUCAAAGGUUAUAUGGUAUACAACUAUACUAGUUUUGAAAUUAAAGAAGAGCUGUUCACUUUGUUCAGUAAGGGAAUGAAGUAUAUACCUACGGGACGUUUCGACCUAUUUGAUACCAUCAAAGAGGUAAAAAUGUACUGUCGGAGACUAAACUUGGCUUUCCAGUUUAAAGACAGUGAUAAAUUAUCCUUGGACUAUGAUAACAAACUAGCUAAGAAAAGCACAUGUAUACCCCCCAACAAUACACAGGUGUCCCUUUAUGAACAAGUUGUUUGCAGAGACAUUUAUGCCGCUUUCAACAACAUUAGAAAGGGAGUUGAAUCCUAUAGUUUAUUUAAGGACAACCUUACUAUUAAUGAAAGGAAAAUGUUAAAUGACAUCAUGUCUAACAGUGAUGUUAGAAUCAUGAAACCCGAUAAGGGUGGGGGGAUUAUAGUGACAUAUACUAAUGAAUAUCAACAACGAAUCCAUGAAAUUUUGUUUGAUUCUGGUAAUUAUGAAGCUAUUUCAAGGAACCAGAUUAACAUCGGACAUAGAAGGAUAGACCUAGUCAUAGAAGAGUUCUUUUAUAAGGCUUUUUUGCCUAAAGGAGUCCGUGCGAAGAUCCAAGACUACCAUAUUUUGACAAGAAAGAGAAUACGUUUCAGGUUCCGUAGAUUUAUUGAACAGUUUAGCCAGUGCAAAGCUACUGCAAGAGAUCUGAAACUGAAGUAUCUUAUAAAUCUGGAAUCACUUCAGUCAGCUUUUUACUCUGAACAGUAUGAGGUUAAAGAGCCUUCUAGAGGACCUCCGGGAGCUUCUUCAGUUAAUGAGACAUUUGCUACAAUCAAUGUUAAUGGAAAUGUAGGAAUUCAGAUGUCUGCACUAAACCACAGAAGCAGCGACUCUCCAUCUGACCAGGAGUUUCAAACCUACUGUGACUUCCCUGAUAUUAUUGAUAUCAACCUCAAGCAGGCAAGCAAAGAUGGUUCUUCAGAAAGUCGUGUUGUCACUAUCAGUAAGCAGGACAGCAAGCCUCUGGAGCUUGAAUUCUCUUCACUGAAAGAAGCACUAUCAUUUGCUUCAUUAAUUGAUGGGUACUACAGGUUAACAUCUGAUGCACAUCAUUAUUUGUGCAAAGAAGUUGCACCUUUAAGGUUGUUGGAAUGCAUUCAGAGCAGGUGUCAUGGUCCUAUUUCGAUGGAAUUUGCCAUUUGUAAAUUAAGGAAAACAGGCAACCAGAAGGGGCUUUAUGUUCUUCGCGCUAGUCCAAAGGAGUUCAACAAAUACUUCCUCACAUUUGCCGUAGAGCGAGAUGGCAGUGCUGACUACAAACAUUGCUUGAUCACUAAGCAUGAAAAUAAUGAGUACAACCUAAGUGGAGCAAAGAAGAGCUUUGGCAACCUUAAGGACUUGUUGAAUUGCUACCAGAAAGAAACUGUUCGCUCAGAUGGCUAUAUCUUCCAGUUCCUGAAGUGUCUUGCACCAAAGCCAAAAGAUAAGUCAAAUCUGCUUGUUGCUAGAAGUAUCGGUCCUUCAGAUAUGCCAGCAUCACCUACCAUGCAGAGACACAAUAAUAUUCAUCAGAUGGUGUUUCACAAGAUUAGAAAGGAAGAUUUGUCACCACAGCGAGAAAGUCUGGGUCAAGGAACAUUUACCAAGAUUUUCAAAGGAGUAAGAGAAGAGCUUGGCGACUAUGGUCAGUUGCACAAAACAGAAGUCCUUCUGAAAGUACUAGAUAAACAACAUAGGAACUACUCAGAGUCAUUCUUUGAGGCAGCAAGUAUGAUGAGUCAACUUUCAUACAAGCAUCUUCUGUUAAUAUAUGGAGUCUGCGUUUGUGGAGAAGAAAAUGUAAUGGUUCAAGAAUAUGUGAAGUUUGGAUCACUAGAUAUGUACCUGAAAAAGAACAAAAACUCUGUAAACAUUAUGUGGAAGCUGGACGUUGCCAAGCAAGUUGCAUGGGCCAUGCACUUCCUAGAAGACAAAAAUCUUGUACAUGGAAAUGUUUGUGCCAAGAAUAUCUUGCUCAUAAGAGAAGAAGACAGAAAAAUAGGGACCCCACCCUUUGUAAAGCUGAGUGACCCUGGCAUCAGUAUUACAGUUCUGCCAAAAGACAUUCUGGUAGAGAGAAUCCCUUGGGUGCCACCUGAAUGCAUUUUAGAUCCCAAAAAUCUCAGUCAGGCUGCUGACAAAUGGAGCUUUGGUACAACAUUAUGGGAGAUUUGCAGUGGGGGAGACAAGCCACUGAAUGCCCUUGAUAGUGCAAGGAAAAUUCAGUUUUAUGAAGACAGGCAUCAGCUUCCUGCACCAAAAUGGACUGAACUGGCAAACCUUAUAAACAGCUGUAUGGAUUAUGAACCUGAGUUUAGACCUUCAUUCCGUGCCGUAAUAAGGGAUCUUAACAGUCUCUUUACUCCAGAUUAUGAACUACUGGCUGAAAGUGACAUAUUGCCAAACAUGAGAGUGGGUGGAUUUGGCUUUUCUGGAGCCUUUGACAAUCAGGAUCCCUCACAGUUUGAAGAAAGGCACUUGAUAUUCCUACAGCAGCUAGGCAAGGGUAAUUUUGGCAGUGUGGAAAUGUGUCGCUAUGACCCACUUCAGGACAAUACUGGUGAAGUUGUGGCUGUUAAGAAAUUACAGCAUACUACUGAAGAACAUCUGCGAGAUUUUGAGAGAGAAAUUGAAAUUUUGAAGUCUCUUCAGCAUGAUAACAUUGUCAAGUACAAGGGAGUUUGCUACAGUGCUGGUCGUAGAAACCUAAAGCUCAUUAUGGAAUAUCUACCUUAUGGAAGUUUACGGGAUUACCUACAAAAAAAUAAAGACAGGCUGGAUCACAAGAAGCUACUUCUGUAUGCCUCCCAGAUAUGCAAGGGAAUGGAAUAUCUUGCCACAAAAAGGUACAUUCACAGGGACUUGGCAACAAGGAAUAUUUUGGUUGCAAGUGAAAACAGAGUGAAAAUUGGAGACUUUGGUUUAACAAAAGUAUUGCCACAAGACAAGGAAUAUUACAAAGUGAAAGAACCAGGAGAAAGCCCUAUAUUCUGGUAUGCACCUGAGUCACUGACAGAAAGCAGAUUUUCUGUUGCAUCUGAUGUGUGGAGUUUUGGAGUUGUCCUUUACGAAUUGUUCACCUACAGUGAUAAGAGCAAAAGUCCUCCAACGGAGUUUUUGAAUAUGAUGGGCAGUGAUAAACAAGGACAAAUGAUAGUCUUCCACUUGAUAGAGCUUCUGAAGGCUUUUAAAAGGCUGCCAAAGCCAGAGGGAUGUCCUAAUGAGAUAUAUCCUGUCAUGAUGGAGUGCUGGAACAAUGACCCAGCUUACCGGCCAUCUUUUAAAGACCUUACUCAGAAAGUUGACAUCAUCAGAAGUGGCCUAGGAGUAUGAAGGAAUUGAAACUGGCUUCCUAUGUGGUUUUGUUACAACUGUUUCCUCAAAAUCGGCUGACAGUUCAAGUAACUAGAUUCUGCCCAUGAUGUUAACAGGAGACAAAAAUGGCCGUUAACAGUGUGCCACAUUAACUCAGCUCUUACUGUGUUGACAGUUCUUUGCUGCAGUGCACACAUAUACUGUUGUGGUACUGAAGACUGGGCAGUGACUUUUCUGCCUGAAAUGUUAUGUACUGCAUCAGGUGCAAGGACUGCAUUUUCAUUCUUUGCCUUAUUUGGCCAAAACCAAAACUGCUUAAAUUCUGUCUGAGAGCUGUUAACAUGCAGGAGCUAUCCCUGAGUGAAAUGGACUGCAAGAGGUUUCUGCCAGAUUUCACAUAAAGAAAUGUACUUCAUCUUGGCAGUUCUUUUCCCAGGGAAGAAUAUAUUCUGCAGCAAGACAUCAGUGUCUCAAGUAUUGCACAAGGGCUUGUAUGUAAAAUAAUGUACAUUUUCAUAAUGCUGAACUGCUUAGUUUUAGAAAAGUGUAUUAAUAAUCAUUUGUUUACCAGUUAUCUAGUGAAGCAAGUUAGCAAUACAAGUAGAAGUGAGGAGCGGCAGUUAACAUAAUGUUAUAUAUUU
Molecule: messenger RNA, 6615 nt
Organism: Protopterus annectens (West African lungfish)
Lineage: Eukaryota; Metazoa; Chordata; Ceratodontiformes; Protopteridae
Gene: JAK2
Product: Janus kinase 2
Exons: 29
Coding region: 794-5992 (1732 amino acids)
Biological process (GO): cell surface receptor signaling pathway via JAK-STAT; intracellular signal transduction; peptidyl-tyrosine phosphorylation
Cellular component (GO): cytosol; cytoskeleton; membrane
Molecular function (GO): cytokine receptor binding; ATP binding; non-membrane spanning protein tyrosine kinase activity
Source: RefSeq, a predicted model, not a curated record